Molecule: messenger RNA, 740 nt
Organism: Aspergillus welwitschiae
Lineage: Eukaryota; Fungi; Ascomycota; Eurotiomycetes; Eurotiales; Aspergillaceae
Exons: 2
Coding region: 89-244 (51 amino acids)
Source: RefSeq, a predicted model, not a curated record
CUCAGCUUAUCGCCCCACUUUGCCCCCCCUUCCUCUUGUUGCUGCUGUUGCUGCUGUUGCUGUUGCUGUUGCUUCUGGUUGGCGUUGCAUGGGUGACUUUUUACUAUCUCACUCCCCGUCCAUGGAUCGACCGAGUCUUUUGGGACAAAAAGGGGGGGUUGGUGUUGUUGUGGUAAAGGAGAGAAAGAGUCAAGUGUCUGGUGAUCCGGAAUGUUGGAUUGAUCCAAAGCAAUCCCUAUUCUAAAUACCGAGUAUGCUGGGGUAGUACACACGCAUACACAACAACACACCGGACGGAGGAGAGGAAAACUGAAGCUCCUCCAAGUCCUCCUCCGCCUUCUCCCUUCUUCCCUUCCCCCCUCCGGACCUCCGAAGUCCCGGUUAUUUGGGAGGGAUUGUUUAUUGCAGGAGAUGAGAGGCCGCUUUAGUCUCGGGUCUAGCUCGCAAGCUGCUUCCUUCUCACGAGACCCUGGUGGAUCAAACACACGCCGAUUCCUACUCGGAUGGGGAGCGCCUGUUUAUGAUUUAUGACUGCUCAUCUCGCUCAUCCCCUUGGCUGUGGAGUGGUUUCGGUGGUUUUUCUGUUCUCCACAUCUCGAGCUUUUUGAACGUGUCGCAUCAUCAUGACAGCCUAUACCCUUUGUAACCGUAAUAUUACCAGAGCCUCCUCCGGUGCCAUGAUACCGUCCGGCCCGGGGCGCAGCUUGCUCUCUUUGCCUCUCUCGCGCAUCUUCUCCAGC